This is a messenger RNA of Salvelinus namaycush (lake trout), 1032 nucleotides long. RefSeq names its product opioid-binding protein/cell adhesion molecule-like. Gene Ontology annotation, cellular component: neuron projection. The transcript is spliced from 7 exons. The record is from RefSeq and is a predicted model, not a curated record. The coding region runs from base 1 to 1032 and encodes 343 amino acids. Lineage: Eukaryota; Metazoa; Chordata; Actinopteri; Salmoniformes; Salmonidae.
AUGGGCAUUUAUGGUUAUUUUGUGGCGCCUUGGAAAUGCCUUGUUGUCAUCGGUCUAAGACUGCUAUUCCUUGUACCUGCAGGAGUGCCAGCGAGGAGCGGGGAUUCUUUUUCAAAGGACAACAUCACUGUCAGACAAGGGGACAGCGCCGUCUUGAAAUGUACUGUGGACAGCAAGGUAUCGCGGGUGGCUUGGCUCAAUCGCACCACCAUUCUUUAUGCGGGCACUGACAAGUGGUCUCUGGACCCUCGCGUUGUCCGAAUGGACAACACACCCGUGACAGAGUACAGCAUAAAGAUCCAGAACGUGAAUGUACACGACGAGGGGCCCUACGUGUGCUCCAUCCUCAUGAGCAACAAACCCAAAUCGUCCAAAGUGCAUCUCAUUGUUCAAGUACCUGCAAAGAUCACAAACAUAUCGACGGACAUCACAGUGAACGAGGGCAGCAACAUUACUCUAAUGUGUCUUGCCAUUGGACGACCAGAACCCAACAUCAUAUGGAAGCAUCGCUCGGCAAAAGGCCACAAAUUUGUCACUGAAGGGGAAUACGUUGAUAUGACAGCGAUCACUAAAGAACAGUCGGGAUCGUAUGAAUGCAUCUCCUCCAAUGACAUCUCAGCCCCAGAUGUGAGGACGGUGAAAGUCACAGUCAAUUACGCUCCCUUCAUUUCGAAUGCCAGGAGUACAGGUACCCCAGUGGGCCAAAAAGGGGUGCUCCAAUGUGAGGCCUCUGCUGUUCCUGGGGCAGAUUUUGAGUGGUACAAAGAGGACCGCAGACUCUUCAAUGGACUGAAUGGGGUUAAGAUAGAGAGCCAAGGUAAACAAUCCAUGCUUAUGUUUUUGAAUGUUUCUGAAGAGGACUACGGAAACUACACGUGUGUUGCCCUGAACACCAUGGGGAUCACCAAUGCAAGUAUAAUCCUCUAUGGCCCCGGGACCAUGAUGCACGAUGUGAACAGGGCAGCCCUGUCGCCCCACUGCUCAUUCUGCCUACUGCUGACUGUUUUCCUUUUGUUCCUACUCAAGUUUUGA